Molecule: messenger RNA, 1680 nt
Organism: Durusdinium trenchii
Lineage: Eukaryota; Dinophyceae; Suessiales; Symbiodiniaceae
Source: the annotation of a GenBank genome assembly
AUGGUCAGCAUUCCAGGCGAUGACGGAUCCCUGGGCCGCUUCGAGUUCGUGGCCGCCUGCGAGGCCUUGUUGUCGGACGCGCCGGGCUGCGCCAGUGUCUCGGAUCUCCACGAGCUCUUCGACAUUUUGGACCCGCAAUGCACUGGACACGUGAGCCUGGAGGAGUUUUCUCGGCUACUGGAGGCCUAUCGCCAGGUCCCGAAAGCCGUUGACGGGCAUUCGGCUGCCGUGCGGCUGCUGGAAGAGCAACGGGGGCUGCCGCCCAGUCCAAGCGUUCGAGGAGGAGGGGGCUUGGUGUUGAGCCCCUUGGCCGGACUACGUGCUUGGAUGCUGCAACAUGGAUGGAUCUUCCACGACUUGGAGGUUCGACUCGCUCCGGACGAGAAAGAUCAACAUCUGUGGAGCGAUGGCUCCUCGAGCUGUCGCUGCCGUGAUCUGUCGGCCACGCUGGAUCCAUGGGUCUCGCGAAGGACUGUCGUGAUUCUCCUGGGAAUUGAUUUGAUCCUCUGCCUGCUGCUCUGCCGCAUCUUUACAGAGCAUGCGCCGCUGGCACAGCUGGGGAUGCCCGAGGGAAGUGGAUGGAUUUGCAUCCUCUCUAUCUUGACUCUUCGCAUGGGCUCCCAAAUCUUCGGCACCGUGGCGGCCUGUCGCCGAAGCAACAAACUGCUCCGGCGCUAUUACAAUGUCUUCAUGCUGAACCUUCUGCUCAGUGUGGUGAUCCUGCGACCCUUGCUGCUGUGCGAGUGCUUCUGUUUCGAGCCAUCCAUGGAUCUAGUGAUGACGCCGCGGGCCUCGCGGCGCGAGGCGGAGCAAUGCGACGUUUGGAGCUCCUUCGAGGAGGCCUCCUCACGGCGCCUGAAAGCAGUUGAAUGGCCCAACUGCGCUCAGAGGGAGCUGUCACUGGUGCCAGACCUCUUCAAAGUGGCCAAGAACGUUUCACUGCAAAGCGCCAAGCGCAGUUGCGUGAUCCUACCUUUCCCAAGACCUUUGGCGACGCUCCUGCUGGAGAUGGAGCCAGAGGUGUGGGAUUGGGCCAGUGCACCACUCCUGGAUUUGCAUCCAGAACUCAUGAGUUGUUUCAAACUCCGUCGCUGCGGAGCGCUCCACCUCCGCUGUGAAGCGGGCGAAGAGGGGACCGCGAGCGGCACCGGGACCGCGUCCUGCGGGAACCUCACGGCCUGCAAGCUGCACCACCCGGUCAUGCCACACAGCCAGCCGGUGGACACUGAGCCUGCCGCACUGGCCAGCUGCCCUCCCAACGGCUGGGAAGUGAGUUUCUUGAAGGACCUGGAGAAGUACGAGUGCUUCCGCUUCCGCAUCGGUGCGGCCCACGGCCCCGCCACCGAGCUUUGCCGCCUGGUGGUGCGCGCCGCGGUGACGCUGCUGGUGGUGGCGGCGUUGCUCGCCCUGCCCUGCGCCAUCGUGAUCAGAAAGUUCUUGGAGAACAAUUGUGGUGAUUUCAUUGACACUGAGGAGCAAUUUGACGUGGGCACCUUCUACGACUCCCGCUAUUCCAUGUCUGAUUCUUUCGUUCCGGGCGCCGGCGCGUCCUACUUUCGUGCGACCAAGACACGGUCCUUCUCAACAGGGAACAAUGUGGAGUUGGCAUCUGUCGGACGGGCCUCUCCACCAUGGCCACCACAGGUGAGGGGGCGAGCGAAACGAGCGAAACCGUUGUAG